UUCUGUUCACCGGUCGCUGUGGCGGCGACUCCAGCCGCUAUCUCAUUUUUCUGUCCCUGUCAAAACACUAGACAGGGUUUAUAUUUUUUUCCUGAGCAGGUGGAAGAAAGCGGGUCAAAAUGGGAGCUAAUGGAAGCACGACGAGGAAAGUGUCAUUCGGACUGGACGAGGAGGAGAAGGUCACAAUUAUUCAAGGAGUGAAGCUCUCAGAGGAUGUGCUGAGGCGGAUGCGAGAGUCCCAGGGUUCGGACAGCGCCAAGCCUGGCAGUCAAAAACCACCACCAAGUCCAAAACCAACAGGACCCUCUGCAGCAGAAAUACAGGAGGAAUUACGCAAAAAGUUUGAGCGUGAACAGGCCCUGGUGCAGGAGCAUUUGGCCAGGCUUGCCCAGAAGGAGAGAGAGGCUGCAGCAGCCACUCAGGGCCUGGAUGAGCUGAACCCAGCCGUCCUCAUCGAGAAAGGCAAGACCCACGAAGAGCUGGAGAAGGCCAAGAUACUGCCAGCAGAAAUGGAUGCUUGGGCGAGACAGUUGGAGAGGAAAGAGAAGGAGCUGGCCAGCAUCUCUGCCUUCUAUAGAGAACAACUAGAAACACUGGAGAAGAGGAACUUUGACAACUACAAGCAGACAACUGAACAGUACAACCAGGCAGCUACCAAGGCGGAGGCUCAUAUCCGGCCCCGGUGCACUGCGUCGGUCUGCACUGAGCUGCAGGCCCAGGUGCUCCAGUGCUACAGAGAAAACCCACAGCAGACUCUGCUCUGCUCCGGCCUGGCCAAGGAAUACAUGACCUGCAUCCAGCAAGCCAAGAAGAGCUUACUGACCAACCACGGCUGAGAAACCCAAAGACACAGAGAAGCGGGAAGGGAAGAAGGAGAAAGCAUGUUAAAUCUGUCCAUUUCUCACCUCCUUGCGUCCCUCUAUCCCUCCAUCCAUUUAUUUAUCCGCCAUCACUGAACACCCUCCUCCCAAUCUGCCCCCACCCUCUCUCCUUGUUUUUUGGAGUGUAUUAUCUUCACUUGUCACUCCAGAGUGUAUGAUGUGUUGAUUUAUUGUCAAGUUGCGCUGGCACACCCCUGCCGUCGCUGAAAUAAAUCCCAGUGAUCCGGUGGUGAUGA
Molecule: messenger RNA, 1117 nt
Organism: Myripristis murdjan (pinecone soldierfish)
Lineage: Eukaryota; Metazoa; Chordata; Actinopteri; Holocentriformes; Holocentridae
Gene: chchd6b
Product: coiled-coil-helix-coiled-coil-helix domain containing 6b
Exons: 9
Coding region: 120-836 (238 amino acids)
Biological process (GO): cristae formation; DNA damage response
Cellular component (GO): mitochondrion; MICOS complex
Source: RefSeq, a predicted model, not a curated record